Messenger RNA from Humulus lupulus (European hop), 1672 nucleotides. RefSeq lists its product as uncharacterized. Gene Ontology annotation, cellular component: cytoplasmic microtubule. Bases 245 to 1294 code for a protein of 349 amino acids. Gene Ontology annotation, biological process: microtubule cytoskeleton organization. The transcript is spliced from 7 exons. Lineage: Eukaryota; Viridiplantae; Streptophyta; Magnoliopsida; Rosales; Cannabaceae. Gene Ontology annotation, molecular function: microtubule binding. The record is from RefSeq and is a predicted model, not a curated record.
CUUCUUUCUUCUCCAUAUAUAUAUAUAUAUAUAGUGAGACUCCGGUCAUUUCCACAGACAGAGUGGACUAAGCCUUCGUCUUCGCUCUUGAUCGUUUCUUCCUCUUUCCCUCGCUCUUCUGCCGACACUAUUCUCUCCGCCAUUUCUCUGGGACAACUGAAUAACACUGCCUUGGAUGCUUUGGAACAAUGUCUGAGCAUUUAUAUGGCUCAAUUAAGCAACAUCAUUGGAACUAUUGCCGGAAAUGAAAUUGACUUUAACUAUAGCAGUUAUGUCAGAGAAAGCUUUAAAAGAUCUUAAUACUAUACCUGGAUUUGAGAGGAGGAACGAAAACUCUAGUAAAGGAAGUAUUGCUAAGCCUGUAGUUAGCAAUACCAAUGGGAACUUUGAAGAAGGACAAAAUAAAAACUCUGUUAAUGGCAAUACCAAUGGGAACCUUGAAGAAGGACAAAAUAAAAACUCUGUUAAUGGCGUUGAAGUUGUGAAUCCUGUAGCAGAGAUUGCAAGUUCAGAGGUCGAAUACAUUGACUCGGAGAAUUUAAAUGAUGUAGAAGAUGUUGAUACAAGUCUGAAGAUGCUCUUAUCUGGGCUAGACUCUAAAGAUUGGGUCUUAGUGUGUGAUUCACUAAACAAUGUACGUCGGUUAUCACUAUUUCACAAAGAGGCCAUGCUUGAUAUGUUGGGAGAUGUUAUCUCACUGGUUGCAAAGUCCUUGAAAAAUCCAAGAAGUGCUGUUUGCAAAACUGCAUGCAUGACAUCUGCAGACAUAUUUAGUGCUUACAAUGAUCUUAUUAUUGAAUCUCUGGACUCUCUGCUAGUUCAGCUACUUCUCAAGUCAUCACAAGACAAGCGAUUUGUAUGCGAGGCAGCUGAGAAAGCUUUGGUUUCAAUGACCACUUGGGUUUCCCCAAUGUUGUUGCUAACAAAGCUGCAACCAUGUCUCAAGCAUAGGAAUCCUAGAAUUCGAGCCAAGGCAUCAAUGUGCUUUUGUAGAAGUGUUCCACGAUUGGGUGAUGAAGGGAUUAAAGCAUAUGGUAUCGACAAAUUAAUUCAGACAGCCGCAUCCCAGCUUAGCGACCAGCUUCCUGAGUCAAGGGAGGCUGCUCGGAACCUUCUCCUGGAGCUGCAAACUGUUUAUCAGAAAUCUAAUGAUAUUUCAUCAGUGGCAGUGUCUGAGCACCCUGAGACGGGCUCUUGGGAGAGCUUUUGUCAUUCGAAGCUCUCUCCUCUCAGUGCACAGGCAGUUUUACGUGUUACUAAUAUCUCGAGGGAGGGCCUUGUGAUUGGUUCUUGACACAGGCUUAUAUAGUAUCACGUACAAGCAAUUUAGUAUUGUCCCCCCAAUUUAAAGAUAUGAGUUUUAGUGAGCAUAGCUGUAUCUGUUUCGCUAUGGUUUGCCUCUCCAAUUCCUCUUUUCUUAUCUUUUGUACAUACUGUGGAGCAUUGAGAUGUCUUGUAUUGCAGUCGAAGCACGUAGUUGAGCCAGAAAUUUAUGAUACCUCUUAUCUGUAUUUUUUUUUUCCUAUUCCGAGCCUCUCCAAAUUACAUGUACUGGUCCAUUUGUCUUCGAGAUUUGGUAUUUUGUAGCCGUAGCUUCUCUUCAUUUUUCCUUUGAGUUUGUUUCAAAAAUGCCUUACUCAAAAGCUGUAAGAAGUAAAUUCUUUUUUGUGAA